This is a messenger RNA of Aquila chrysaetos chrysaetos, 3189 nucleotides long. RefSeq names its product ventral anterior homeobox 2 (gene VAX2). NCBI's taxonomy places the organism in Eukaryota, Metazoa, Chordata, Aves, Accipitriformes, Accipitridae. Gene Ontology annotation, molecular function: DNA binding; DNA-binding transcription factor activity, RNA polymerase II-specific. Gene Ontology annotation, biological process: neuron differentiation; regulation of DNA-templated transcription; central nervous system development. The record is from RefSeq and is a predicted model, not a curated record.
GGGAGGGGCGGGGGUCUGGGGAGGGGGGGGGGGGCUCCCCUCCUCCCCCCGCCUAGUCUUGCCUCCUCUCUCCCUCUCUCUGUCUCUCUCUCUCUCUCUCUCUCCCUCCCGAUGUUUGAUCCCGCCGCGGCGCCCGCAGGGAUGAGCGAUGGAGGGGCCGAGCCUGGCAGGAGCCCCGUGCUGCUGGCCGAGCCCGGGGCCACCGGGAGGGCCCGGGAGAAGGCGCCGACCCGGGCGGAGCUGGAGAGCGCUCUGCGCGGCGGCGGCGGCGGAGGAGGAGGAGGAGGAGGAGGCGGUGGCGGUGGAGGCGGCGGUGGCUUCAAGGACAUCCCGGGAACGUCGGCGGUCAGCCCCGGUUCCUCCAAGGAGUGCGCCCCGGACAGCGAGAGCCCGUCGGGAACCGGCGAGGCGGACUACUGCCGCCGCAUCCUUGUGCGAGAUGCCAAAGGGACGAUCCGGGAGAUCGUGCUUCCCAAGGGCCUGGACCUGGACCGGCCCAAGCGGACACGGACGUCCUUCACGGCGGAGCAGCUCUAUCGCCUGGAGCUGGAGUUCCAGCGCUGCCAGUACGUGGUGGGCAGGGAGAGGACGGAGCUAGCCCGGCAGCUCAACCUCUCCGAGACCCAGGUCAAGGUCUGGUUCCAGAACCGACGCACCAAGCAGAAGAAGGACCAGAGCAGGGACUCUGAGAAACGCUCCACCGCCACCUCCGAGUCCUUCGCCACCUGCAACAUCCUCCGGCUGCUGGAGCAAGGCCGGCUCCUCUCCGUCCCGGCCCCCCCCAGCCUCCUCUCUCCCACCUCCAACCCCAUCGGCAGUCCUACGGGCAACGGAUCCGGCUUGGCCACCCCGGGAACCACCUCUCCCGGGCUCGGCGGCGGGAGCAGCCCCCCGGGGCCGGGAGCCUUCAGCCUACAGGUCCCUUCUCUCGCCUCUUCCUCCUCCUCCUCCUCCUCGCCCAGGCUGCCGGCCGCCCCGCUGUGCUUUGGGGGGCCGCUCCUGGGCAGCCUGCACGACCUCCCGGGCGCUUACGGACUGGGCACUUCUGCUUUUGAGCCUUACACGCGGCUGGAAAGGAAAGACAAUUCUAUACCCAGCAAGAAGCCGAGCCCUUAAAUCAAAAUGAGUGUCAAAAGGUCUCCCCCCCGCCAUCCCCUGCGCCCCCACGCACCCCGCGCCCCGCACCGGGGUUUCAUUUGGCAAACGGGAUGUGGAAGACUGUUUACCGCCCGUCCGGGGGUACGUGCGAGUGUGCGCACGCGUGUGCGAGCGUGCACGCCUGGCCCCCGCCCCAGACACACCAAUACAGCCGUGGAUGACACCCUGCAACUCCUCGCCCCCGGGGGGCUGAUGCUGAACCCGGUCAUGCCAAAGCGGGGGGGGUCCCUGGGUGUCCCGUGUCACCGGUGCUGUCCCGUCCUUCGCUGACACCGCUGGAUCUGCCAGGGCCACGUUCCCCCCCUCCAGGUAUCGCCCGUUCAGGGUCUGGAAGACGAUGCUGUGGUCUGUGCUGCGCGGGCUGGGAGAGGAGCAGCUCCGGGGGGGGGGAUUUUGGGGGGUUGCUGAUACCCCGUGGUCUUUCAGUGCCUCUUACGGGUGGGACCACAGAGCCCCGGUCCCUCUGGACUGUCACCCCGGGGCCCGUGGUGUUGGGGUCACUGCCGAAGCCCCGGGGAGCGGGAGGGCACCCCGAAAGGGAGAGCGCAGGGCAGUGCCGGGCUCUGCCUCUGCCCGGCCGUGGUGUCCUUGGGCGAGCCUUGGGCCUCAGUUUCCCCACCUGCAAAGGGUUUUGUGUUCUGGCUGAGGCUGUCUGGGAGCAUCCCGGUGGCUCUGGUGGUCCCGGUCCCCUCUUUCAGCAGGGAGCGCUGCCCCCGUGGGAUGCUUGGCCCCCCAGCCCGGGGCCAGGGCAGGUGGGGAGGUCUGUGGGGGACCGAUGGUGCCGGUGAUGUCCCCAGCCCCCCGCACCAGUGGUCCCUGCCCCUCAGGAGCCAGCGGCCGCCCUGACUCAUGAGACAUCCCCAGGCUCCUCUGUGCCGGCUCGUGCAGAGCCAGACCACCAUCCCAGACCCUGUUUUGGUGCUGUCCCACCCCGGCAAACCCCCGGGGAUGAUGGAGGAGCCUCCGACCUCCCUGAGGGGGCUGUGGUGAGCUGGGGCCAGGCCACCAUCCUGCCCCCCACCAAGGAAAGCCCACCGAGGGGGACGUGGACACGUGGGCACUUGUGAUGCUGGGAUCUGCCCCCCUGGGUCGGGUCGGGCCACGGGGGGGUCUUUGCCAUCAGCGGGAGCCCAAAGUACCCCCAGCCCCAUUCUGGGGUGCUGGGUGCUCAGUGCUGGCACUGCAGUGAGCCCCAUCCUGAGCACUGGCCCAGCAGCAGCCCCCCCCUUGCUCCCAUCACCCAGCAGAACCAGGGUCCAGCCCUGAGAGGUGCUGAGCACCCACUGCCUGCGAAGGCAGUGCCCUGCCCUGACCCUCGGGCAGCCUCAGCUGACGAUGGCUUCCCGCGGAGCAGGAUUCGGCCUCAGGUGUGCGGUGCCAGGGCCAUUCUCGGGCAGGGCAUGGUUUGGGAAUGUUGUGGUGGGAACGAGCUCCGGAGGGUUAAUGGUGGGCUUGGAGCUCCACCAGUCGCAAAAACGAGAUGGGAAUUGCAUGAGGUGGCCCUUGGGGAAAGGGGCAGCGUGGCCCCCCCUGGCAUGGGCUGAGGGAUGUCUACGCUGGGCAGAGUCUGGCCCUUCUGUGGUGUGAGCAUCGCCUUGGCAGGAUGCUCUGCGGUGGCAUCAUCACCGUGGCAGGGUACCCUGUGCUGGCAUCACCGUGGCAGGAUGCUCUGCGGUGGCAUCACCGUGGCCGGACACCCUGCAGGGACCCCGCUGUGGCAGGAGCGGGAUGAUGCCCUAAGCCCCCUCCCAGCGCCCAGGAGCUGCCAUGGGGCUCAUCCCCCCCACCCUGCACACCCCCAAACCAAGGGGCUCCUGCAUCCUCCUGCUGCGGUUUAAUGUAUAAUGAUUAUCACCACUGAGCUACCCCCCAGCCUGGCCCGGGCUGAGCAUCGCUGCGUGGGCUGCAGCCCCCCCCCACCCAGGCUGCUGCUCUGUAGGGACCGGUCCCUAAGGGGGACACAGCCGCUAGCCCGCGUGUUCCCAGGAUUUUGCAGGGAAAUAUUUAAAAUAAAUGAUUUUAUGAAAAGGU